Messenger RNA from Pyrus x bretschneideri (Chinese white pear), 654 nucleotides. RefSeq names its product GDSL esterase/lipase 7-like. NCBI's taxonomy places the organism in Eukaryota, Viridiplantae, Streptophyta, Magnoliopsida, Rosales, Rosaceae. Gene Ontology annotation, biological process: lipid metabolic process. Gene Ontology annotation, molecular function: lipase activity. The record is from RefSeq and is a predicted model, not a curated record. The transcript has 4 exons. Bases 1 to 654 code for a protein of 217 amino acids.
AUGUUGCAGAAUAUGGGAAUGGAAUCAAUGCCACUUAUAUUCUUGUUCACAGUUAUUUUGUUGCAUCUUCACUCACUGCAGAUGCAUAGUUUGCCAAUUGCACCAGCGCUGUAUGUGUUUGGGGAUUCACUGUUUGACGGUGGUAACAAUAAUUUUUUGCCAACUAUUUGUAAGGCAGACUAUCUGCCUUAUGGGGUGAAUUUGUCAAGGGAGCCACUGGAAUAUUUACCAAUGUUUCUCUCCCUCCCUCUCUCUCUCUCUCUUCUUUUUUUAGCUGAGUUUCUUGGCCUACCAUAUCCUCCCCCAUACAUGAGCAUACGUGGAUUGGCGACAGCGCUUAAAGGCCUAAAUUAUGCAUCUGGCUCUUGUGGCAUUCUACCAGAAACUGGAAGCCAAUGUGGUAAAUGCUUAAAUCUGAAAGACCAGAUAGAUUUGUUUCAACGAACGGUGAAGUCAGACUUGCCAGGACAAAUAAAAAAUAACACCGAUCUUUUGCAGCACUUGUCCAAAUCUAUAUUUCUGUUUUCUGUUGGCAGCAAUGAUUUCAUCGACAACUACCUUGAACCUGCAGUUUUCGAUACAAGCAAACGCUACCCUCCUCAACAAUUUGUACAAGUCUUGAUGGAUGCAAUUGCUCACCAUAUGGAGGGCUAA